Neospora caninum is the source of this 5295-nucleotide messenger RNA. RefSeq lists its product as hypothetical. The record is from RefSeq and is a predicted model, not a curated record. The transcript has a single exon. Gene Ontology annotation, molecular function: protein binding. Lineage: Eukaryota; Apicomplexa; Conoidasida; Eucoccidiorida; Sarcocystidae. The coding region runs from base 1 to 5295 and encodes 1764 amino acids.
AUGCUGUCGACAUUUUCCAAGCUCUUUUCGGGCUCCAAAGGAGAGCCUGAAAAGCCGUGUGCCCCCGAAGAUGGGCCACAGCCCCAAGCCAACGGCGCGGCCGCGCCGCCGCUGGACCCGGCGAGCCCCGAGUGGUUGAGCUACUACGCUCAAGUGGCGCCUCCGGAGAUCAGCAGAUGGGUGAAUCCCGAGGACGGUUCGGGUUCGAUUCCAUAUGAGAAGCUGAUUGAGAAUCUCAACUCCCUGAACAUCCCCGCAGUCCCGAUGAAGGCGUUCUCUCCGGAAACCGCCGACAACGGGUCCGCGCCGUUCCCACUUGCCUCUCUCAGGUCUCGGAAUGUUUCCACCGCCUCAGCUAUUCCCAUCCGCCAGGCGUCCCUUAAACAGCCUCGCGGCAUCUCGCAAACUUCUGCACAGCGUUCAGCCUCGGCAGCGCCUUCGUCCAGGGCGCCAGACGACCGGCUUCAGAGUGAACUGCAAGGCAGUGCCGUCCAGGCAGGCGCGGCUUCAGAGGCUGGCCGCCCUGCCGGCUCGCGAUGCCGAUCGGUGAGCGUUGCGUCGGGAGUGUUUCCACACGCAGCUCAAGAGCAAACUGCGCGUUUCCACAGUGCUGCGCCGUCCGAGCCUCCCCUGUAUGUGCCGGUCACGUCGACGACUCGUGCGUACAUUGGUCCUGUGCCGGACGUAAGAGGCCCCAUCAGCGGGAUGGCCAAGGCCGAGCUUUCUCGCCCCGGCCCUCACUCCCAGGUGCCUCCAGACUAUAUCGAAAUUACCAACACGCGCCAAACGCAGUACCACGGAGUUCCUCCCGCGUUCCAGAUGCAGGUGGAAGGCGCAGAAAACACCGGGAACGAAGCAGGCGAACCCGCGGGCAUCAACGCGCCCGUGGUUUCGACUGCUGGACAGCAGGGAGCGCCACUGGCUCAGGUUUACGGAACGCGUUUGGCGUCGAACGGUCCCUUCCACAAACCCCCCGCGAUCUUUCUCCAACCCGUGCUGGACGGGCAGGACGCACAAGCAGCGGCAGGCGGAAAGGCAAGCGCGCCUGCGCCGCCUCUGGAAAAGGGCGUGACGUACAAACUGGGCCACUACGUGUGGAGCGAAGAAGACGUUAGGUUCGGAACGGCGCAUAAACCGGACCCACCUCUGGACCCGCUCGUGAGGUACCUUUGUGCUGGUGCAAUUUUCCCUGAGGUCGUAGGUCCGGAAGAGCCGGAGAAGCUCACCGACGCCCAGCAGCAGGAAGAAGCCCCGCUGCCUGGUGCACAAGCGAGCGCGGAGAACGGGGCGCGCAUCAGCGGCAACGCUGAAGAACCCCCCGCCAUCGCCAACACCGUCGAGGACUUGGGCAUUCCGUCCAUCGUGGAAUUCUGCCAGAGAAAGCGCACAGAGUUGGAGAAGAUGAACGAUGACUGCGUGAGGGUUCGGGAUGACGCUGAGAGCAACGGCAAUCUGAGCAACAAGGGCGGCCGUGGCGGGCUCUGCUCGGCGCGACGCGUUCCGAAGGGAUUUGUCGUGUUUGUUGAGUUGCCGCUCAUCACUGCGGACGUGAGUGCGGCUGGCCUCUGGCCCGCGUUUCAAAGUCUCACAGACGAGCAGAAGGCAACCCUGGAGACUCUCGAAGGCAGCGCGGCUGAUCUGUCCAACGUCGAGGCUCUCACGUGCACGCUGCAGUGCAAGCAGGCCGGCAUGCUGAAAUCCGCCGGGGCCUUCCAGGAUUUUUUCGGGAAGAUGAAAGUGAACGCACACGCCUUGAGCAGAGGACGCGGUUGGGCGCUCUAUCCUCGAGCGGCUCGCGUAAAGCACUCGUGCCGACCCAACGUGACGUACCGCAACCUCGACGGCUUGUUGGUCGUUUUUGCCCUCGAGGACAUUGAGGAGGAUGCCCCGAUUACAAUGAGUUACAUUGAUCAACUCUACGUUCCAACGGAGGAACGACGCAAGCGCGUGAUGGCCACGAAACGCAUCUUCUGUCAGUGCACGCGCUGCAUGGAUGUCUGCCAAAAAGAACGGAAGAUCCUGUGCCCCGAGUGCCGCCCCACGAAGCUUCGCUUUACUGAGGAUCGCGAAGCGCAGGAAGCCUCCCAGGUAUCGCCGCUGUCUGCCGUUGUUCCAACGACGCUGCCUCCGCUGCCGGAAACGGAUCAGGAAUAUCUAGACGCUCAGCGAAGUGCUAGUGCCGACGAAGAAUCCGAGGGAUGCAUCGCGAAGGAGACUCAGCCGAGCCUCAAGACCGCCUCUUCCUUCGAAGAAUCGUGCCACAGUUCCGACUAUGAAGGCAGUGCGGAAGAGAAGUCUUUGGACUGCUGUUCAUCCGACUGCCUGUCCUCGAGUGACGGCGAAGAAGAGCAUCGGUGCCAAGAGGUCGUGGCCGAGACCAAAGACGACCAGCAAGACGCCGGAGCCUCCGACGAGGAGAUCUCCAGCGGAGCAGACAGCUCGAAGCUCAAGACAGCUUGCGUCGACAGCACGACGGCGUCGCCCCCUUCGAGCGAGACCGAGUCCAGAAUCGAUGACGAGGCCGCCUGGAAAGCAGGAGGGAAGAGCAAGACAGCUCCGAAAGGCGCACUGCUUUUGAGCCUCACGUCCGCCGAAACCAUGGCUAGUGCGAGAUGCGACGCGCUGUCGAGCGGCAGCAACGACAACUGGAGCAGCGAUUCAGAGGCCGGACAGGCAAGCAGCCUGGCUGGGGGAACUGAGAAGGAUGUCGGUUCGGAACACGAGGAACGAGAACUUCAAGGCCGUCUUAGUGGAGCCGGUAUGCCGAGAAACUACUGCGUGUAUGAGGGCGAGGAUUGCUGGCACUGCUACACCUGUCAGAAGACGUUCCGAGACGAAGAUCUGCCCACGGGAAUGGAGCGGUAUUUAGUGGGAAAAUACGGCGUUCUGCGGGAGAAGUUUGGACGGCCUUGCCCGGAGGAAUGGAGCGACGAGUGCGGCAAGCUGCUGAGGACUGUCGAGAAAGUUCUCGGAGUCGAGCAUUGGCUGUAUGCCGCAGGUCAGUUGUUGCUUGCGCAGCUGUACCUCGGCAUGUGGAUGGGUGGUCUCGUCGUCGACGAAAUUUUCUCAAAGGCCACGGAGCACGCAGCAACCUUCCUCGACUUUGCAAACCGUUUCGUGCCUGAGGCGCUGUCAACCGAUGCGGCACCUCUCUUGGUGGCCCUCUUGCGUAUUCAACUCUUUAGUGGGCAGUGGAAAGAUUUCGUGGACUCGAUUGAACACUACGGCAUACUCACCGUCAUCCGAGACGGCUUGGGAAAGUGGGACGAGGUGUAUGCGUCGUUUGCAAGCGCAUAUCUAUAUCUGAAAAAGCAGGUGGAACAGAAGAACGAGGAGCCUGGUCUUGCGAUUCUCCACCGUUUCGCUCACGCUUCCCAGUACACUUUAGCUCUGGACGCUCAGUACUACGAGACGAUCGAGACGGAGAAGCGAGCAAAGAUCGAGGCAGCAGAGCAGGCGGCACGCCAGAGAGAGGAAGAAGCGCGUCUCCGCGCAGAGGACCGGCAGCGUCGCAUUGCCCAAGCGAAAAAGAACAUCGCAGCUCUGAAGGCUGCCGCACCCCUGGCUGCGCCAGAAAGCCAGAGCAUGCUGAAAGUAACAGAUGUCACGAUGACCCAUCCGGAUGGCGUCGUCCAGAAGUACCUGAGGAACCACGCACUGCCUGGGCACGCACAAGACGCGGUUCGUGCAAGUCGUCUCAUGAAAGUAGGCGACAGAGCUGUCCCGGCGCCCGGUGAAGGCAUCACGUCUGUGGUUUCGAGCGCGGAGCGCGCAGCUGAGGCGGCAUACGAGGACGCGAAACGUCUUCAGCAGCUGGCCGUCGAGGGGCACUACUCCGCCGCUUUGGCUGCAGCGGCAGGUGUGCCGGGUUCCCAGAACGGCACUUAUUUGCCGUUGCUCAUGUUGGCUGAUCCCCUUGAAGCCCGAGCAGAGCAGCGCCGUCAACUGAGAAAGACAAUGCAGCUUCUCGAGCGUGAGCGGAAGAAGCGAGAACAGAUUAUCCGUGCGAUUGAGCAAGGCAAGGAAGAAUUCGACGCAGAGCUCGACUUUGGAGACGACGGCGAGCUGGGUGAUGACUCGUCUGAGCAGGAGGCAGCCGAGGAAGAGAAGGAGAAAGGAUUUAUCUACAGAAUCCCGGGGCUGCACGGAACAGCGCCAGGCGAGUAUGUGACCAUCUCGCAGCUGAACCAUACGAAGAACGGGAGAUACCCGCCGCUUCCUUUCUUCAAAUCCUUCUUCUACAUCGACCACGAGGCGCGAAAGCUGGACGGAGCACCCAAGGACGCGUCCGCGGUGAGUGUAAUCGGAUGUGGAUCCGGGGGACCUCCACCCCUAAGCUUUGACGAACUGGAGGAUAUCGAAGGCGCCAAAAGGAUGUACCUGCAAAAGGAAAACAAGGAAUACUCUGAAGAGCUGCAGGCACGGGUUAACUACCGUUUGGCGCAAAGGACGGCAGAGGCCGCAGCUGCGCUUCGAGCGUCCGAGACAAAGAGAAAGGGCAAGGCCUCGGGAAUGUUCGGCGGACGUUCCGCGCAAACAGACGGCGUGGAGGCCGCCCCGCGACUCCUAGUCGGCGAGAGACUCCGCGAGAGAGAGCGGAAUGACUCAGCUGCUCUGCUCGAGGCGACAAAUGAAGCAGUUCGGGAAAUGGCUCUUUACGAGGCUGAGACGCAGCGUCGCAUCCAGCAGUUCCGGGAAGAGGCUCGAGCAAAGCUCGGGCAGAGCGGGCAGGAAGUCGCCGGUCAGGAAGAUCUGGCGCAUGUCGGGCGCGCUGACGAUGCCGCUGCGAUCGAGAUGGCCUCACUUGAGGAAAGCAACGCUCUCCCGGCGGGUGCAGAGAAAGGAAAUGUCCUUAUGGCCCCCUUCUCGCAGCAGAAGGUCUGCUACCGGGUUGACGGACAAGAUAUCCAACAAGUACAGGGCGAUAUGGACGCGGCGGUCUCAUUGGAUCGCAACGACCAGACCGUCUGGGCGGUUCAACCGCUUGAACAAGGCCCGCAGGUGACAGACAGAAUUGACCGUGCAUACGCACAAGUUGUUCAGAGCGAACCAGAGGAAGCAACGGCUGACGUGGAACAAGCUGAGUUUCUCCGCUUCGAGCCGCCCCAACCACAGGGACACGGACUGUCCCUUAAGCUGAAACCUCUCGACUUUUCUCACGUUCCCCCUCCUCCUCCAGUGCUCAGUGCACCUUCAAGUGGAAGACUUCAGCCUUUCGACCCCAGCAUUUUCUCCCAUUCUCAGUACAAGAUGGUAUGCCGGAAGGGACUUCAAAGAUUGCCGCACGGCAACUAG